Chironomus riparius is the source of this 1950-nucleotide messenger RNA. Lineage: Eukaryota; Metazoa; Arthropoda; Insecta; Diptera; Chironomidae. The record is from the annotation of a GenBank genome assembly.
AUGGCAUGUAGCAUAGAUGUGUAGAGUUUUCGUUCUGUAGCGGCACGUUUAAAGUAAAAAAAGAACUAGUGAUAUUAAUAGUGAAGGGGAGAUUAACACAAAGGAAUAUGACCAGGAAUAGUCAUUGUGUGGAUUAUUGAUGUGAAAAAAUUGUGAACGGCUUAACAUAUUCCUUUAUAUUUAUUUCUGUGCAAUUAAACAUAAUUAGUCGUGCGACGAGACCACAAAAGGUGAAAAUUAAUAUAAUUUGUGUAUGGACAUAGCCUACAAGAUUAAGGAUUUACGCUCUCUUAUAUUACACAUUCGCGUGGAACAUGUUGUAAUUUCCCUUAACAACGUUUGCAUCAUCUUCCUUUCUCCUUUUUUUUUCUCACUCACUUGAAGUGCACCCAACGGAAAAACAAAGAAAAAAUAAAGCAACAAAAAGUACGAAGUAGUAAAGGAUAUAAAAAGCAUCUUUGUGCAAAAAUUAUCUUUCUCUCAUCAUGUCGGAAAUUUUUCGUCAUACAAAGAAAAAUGUCUUGAAGCUUUUUCGUAAGUUAUCACUCAAGUCUACGGCAGAGUCGAGUAGCAACGAAUAUAAAGCAAAAUAUCAACCCCAAAAGAACCAUUCGAUUACAAUUUCGCCCUCAUCGAAUGGACAUAGUAGGAUGAAACGUUUAAGUCAUAAAAAUAACAAAAGAGAUAGCACGAGACAUAAAAAGUCAAAAAAUGAUGAUCUGGAUGAUGAUGAUGAUGAUUUUACAGUACCAGAUCGAAAGCGUCAAAGCUAUAUAAAGAGCUGCAUCAAGAAACGUCUCAACAAUAAUUACGAGAAACAAAUUAAUUGUAUUCAAGAUGAAAAUGUGGUAUUUACAGAUAAUAAAAUUUAUAUUAGCCUUAGUGCUAGGACACAUUCGUCUCUCGGCUCAAAUAAUUCCCUAAAAAAGAAUCGAAGAGUAAUUUAUCCGACAAGUGGACCGUGCAAAUUAAACGGAUUCUUAAGGCAUUACGAUUUUAGUUACGAUGACGAUAAUGAGUCAGAACUAUCAAAAAGCGCAAUUGAAAAUAGUGAGGAAAAGCUGAAAUUUAAUAUUAUGAAAGAACAGUCAUGCUUAUCGACCAAUUCCCUAGAUAAUGUUGUAUUUGAAAAAGUUAAAGUAAAGCCAUCAUCCCCAUGUUCGUCUAAUAAUUAUGAAUCGCCGUCAUCGUACAUCCACGUUAAUAAUGAUGACGAGAGAAACGACGAUUCAAUCUUGACCAGCUCAACAUUUAUAACAUCAUAUGAAGCUGACGAUGAGGAUGAUAUACAAUGGAAAAACUUUCUAGAACUUCGGAAGCAUGGCAAGCCAAUUAAUAAUGCGAGUCAGUUAAAUGACAGUGGAUUUGGAUCUCAGCUGUUCUUCUCGACGAAUUAUAAUAAUAAUAGUAGUUAUAACAAUAUGAGAGCAUUAGAUACAUGGCAGGAUGAUGAAACGUAUGACAAUUCAUUUAAUGAAGAACUCGAACAGCGUGUCUCCAUAAUGUUUCCCGAUUUAUAUAAAGCAAGUUCACAAAGUGCGCAUUUUAAUAAUAUCAACAAUAUCAAUCACGUUACUGCUGAAAAGCUCUCCUAACUUCUUUAAUUUUCUCCAUUUCAAUACAAACUCACACAUGAGAGCAGCAUGUAGCAAGACGUAGGAAAACGAAAAGUAAUAUUUGGUUCUAUUAGAAUACACAUUGAAUUGAUACGCAUUAGAAAUAGAAUAAACAUUUUUAUUGGUGUGGAAUUUGGAAAAGAAUGAGAUUAGUUUUGUAAUAGUCUAUAUUGUAUAUUGGAAAGAGUUUAAAGCGCAUUUUUCUUGUGAUUGAUCAAUUUCCGUCCCUACUAAGUUUUAACGGCUUUUUUUAAAUUCAAAAAUUUUAAUACUUGAUCUAACUUCAGGUUUAUAAAAUUGAAAUAUUUUUGAUGCGUUUACGUAAUUAGAUUAG